AUGUUCAAACACUGUUUAUCGCCGAGGUACCGGUACCUCCCACCAGAGGAUGCCCCAGCGCAAGGAAACACCCAAUUCCGCCGCUACGUUUCGCAAAUCGUGGGACUCUGGAGAGAGAUACUCAUCACCGGACUCUGCAUUCUAUCCGGAACUCUGCUGCUCGAACGUGCACAGGACCCUUUAAACUGGCGAGGGCUUGUCAAAUCUCAGGAGUAUCGUCUCACAUCCGACGACACCCGCUGGGUACAGUUCCAAUGGCAUAGCGAGGUCUACAGCUCUGGUGAUUUCGAGGGGGAAGAAAUCGCCAAUGCAGCCUGGGACAAAAUUGUGCCUGCUCACGGAAUCGUUGCGGUUCCGCAUGAAUGGGCCACACAGCAUAACUUGCCCGCAAGCAUGAGCCUAUUCUCGGAUCACUCUAAGGGUGUCUACAUUAUUGAUGCAUAUCAUCAAGUCCACUGCCUGACGGUCAUCCGCAGAACGUUCACCCAGUUGGCCAAGGGCGAAACUCCUAAGAUACCAAUCGGACACUCACGGCACUGCUUCGACAGCCUCUUGCAGUACAUUGUGUGCGGGAACUCGGGAGAUACGCUACUCUAUACAUGGGGACGCAAUGUUACAGGGGACCGACAACUGCGGAAAUGUAUUGACUGGAACAGUCGGAAGAAAUGGGCGAAGGAGAACACCGCCUGCUACGCGGACAGCGACCAUCCAGUGCGACUGGUAGAUCAUUUUGAUCACUGUGAGAAUGAUGAUGAUGGGAUUCAAUUAAUAGGUUGGUAG
Molecule: messenger RNA, 780 nt
Organism: Aspergillus bombycis
Lineage: Eukaryota; Fungi; Ascomycota; Eurotiomycetes; Eurotiales; Aspergillaceae
Exons: 3
Coding region: 1-780 (259 amino acids)
Biological process (GO): mycotoxin biosynthetic process
Source: RefSeq, a predicted model, not a curated record